CGAGAGAAUGAUGAGGUGGUGAAAAGAAAAUGUGAGAGAGAAGGAGGAGAAGGAGAAGGAGAAGGAGAAAUCUUGGAUCCAAAAAGUUAAAAGCUUUUUUUUUUUGUUUUAAAGUUUUCUCUUACUUUCUCGCUUCCCAAACACUCCACCCUCCUCUUUUUAGUACCAGUGGUAGCAUUUUUUCUCUUGCUCUCUUUCACUCCUCAAAUUCCGUCUCCAACAAAGCUCAAGGCAAAAGAAAAGUAAAAAAAGGAAACUUUUUUCUUUUUUUUUGGGUGAGUUAAGUUGAAAUUCGAGGUUUAAGCCAAUGGGAGCUCGUUGCUCCAAACUAUCACUCUGCUGGUGGCCGUCAAAUCUCAAGUCAAACCUCAACGACUCCUCCGAUCUCGAGAAUGGGAAGGAAGCGUUACCUGGAUUCUGCGAGUACAGCUUGGACCAAUUAAAAGCUGCCACGCAGGGAUUCUGUACGGAUAACAUUGUAUCGGAGCAUGGAGAGAAAGCUCCCAAUGUAGUUUACCGAGGGAAGCUCGACGAGGAUCGUUGGGUCGCCGUUAAACGCUUCAAUAGAUCGGCUUGGCCUGAUCCUCGACAGUUCCUUGAGGAAGCAAGAGCCGUUGGACAGUUAAGAAGCGAGCGGCUAGCAAAUUUGAUUGGUUGUUGCUGUGAAGGGGAUGACAGAUUGUUAGUUGCUGAGUUUAUGCCUAAUGAGACUCUAUCUAAGCAUCUUUUUCACUGGGAGAAUCAGCAUAUGAAGUGGGCAAUGAGGCUGAGAGUGGCGCUAUAUCUAGCUCAAGCGCUUGAAUAUUGCAGCUGUAGAGGGAGGGCGUUAUACCAUGAUCUUAAUGCUUAUAGAAUCUUGUUUGAUCAGGAUGGUAAUCCCAGACUCUCUAGCUUUGGCCUUAUGAAGAAUAGCAGAGAUGGAAAAAGUUAUAGUACAAACUUGGCUUUUACCCCUCCAGAGUACCUAAGGACAGGAAGGGUUAUACCAGAGAGUGUGGUUUACAGUUUUGGCACUCUUUUGCUUGAUCUUCUCAGUGGCAAGCAUAUACCACCAAGCCAUGCACUAGACCUAAUACGUGGAAAAAACUUUCUGAUGCUAAUGGACUCAUGUCUGGAGGGUCAUUUUUCAAACGAUGAUGGAACUGAACUAGUGCGGUUAGCUUCACGCUGUUUGCAGUAUGAACCUCGUGAGAGGCCAAAUGUGAAGUCUCUUGUAACUGCGCUUACUCCACUUCAGAAAGAAACUGAGGUUCCAUCACAUGUUUUGAUGGGCAUUCCUCAUGGAACUGCAUCCUCAAAGCAAGAAAUGUUAUUAACACCUCUGGGUGAAGCAUGCUCACGAAUGGAUCUUACUGCAAUACAUGAAAUAUUGGAGAAGAGUGGAUACAAAGAUGAUGAGGGGAUUGCAAAUGAGCUUUCUUUCCAAAUGUGGACAGAUCAGAUACAGGAGACUCUGAAUUCGAAAAAACGCGGAGAUACUGCUUUCCGAGCAAAAGACUUUGGAACAGCUAUUGAAUGUUACACUCAUUUCAUUGAUGGUGGGACGAUGGUUUCACCAACCGUGUUUGCAAGACGCUGCUUGUGCUACUUGAUGAAUGAGAUGGCACAAGAAGCCCUUGGAGAUGCUAUGCAAGCCCAGGUAGUCUCUCCGGAUUGGCCUACUGCAUUCUAUCUCCAAGCUGCUGCUCUAUUUAGCCUUGGGAUGGACAAUGAUGCUCAGGAAACCCUCAAAGACGGUACAAACUUGGAAGCGAAAAAACAUAGAAACUGAAAGUGUAUAGGUCCUUUUUUUCCUUUCACUUAAUUAUCCCCUGUAUCUUCCUGUCUUAUUUCCCUCUUUGGCAUUUAUGUUUCCUCAGCACCACAGAGUAAUUGUAACGAUUAUAUCCUGGUUAUGGUGUAUGUUUUGUCUUCUCAUUCUGGGCACAAUAUUUUAUGAUGAUAAGAAGAAUGAACUUUUCAUUUUUGAGUUUGACAUC
Messenger RNA from Theobroma cacao (cacao), 1979 nucleotides. Its product is annotated as serine/threonine-protein kinase BSK5. Gene Ontology annotation, biological process: protein phosphorylation; brassinosteroid mediated signaling pathway. The record is from RefSeq and is a predicted model, not a curated record. Gene Ontology annotation, molecular function: protein kinase activity; protein binding; ATP binding. Lineage: Eukaryota; Viridiplantae; Streptophyta; Magnoliopsida; Malvales; Malvaceae.